CGUGACCCCUGGGCACCUGACGCUGCGGGCUGCGGAGGAACAUGGCGUUGUGGGCUUGUUCAGUUGUUCCCGCCCUCAGGCUUUGGGGCCUGGGAGGUGCGCGGCCCUGGACCCGCCGGCCUCGUAUUGCAGGUGCAGGAAGGCCCAUAUCUUUUUCUGCCGGUGCCUCAAGUGUCUCUGGAAGUGGAGGCCACAGUCCGAAGUUUCUCCUGCAGGACGUUGCCGAGCUGAUUAAAACCGGAGCCUGCCAGAGGGUGGUGGUCAUGGUGGGGGCCGGCAUCAGCACACCCAGCGGCGUCCCGGACUUCAGAUCUCCAGGGACCGGCUACUACAGCAACCUCCAGCAGUACAAGAUCCCCUACCCCGAGGCCAUUUUUGAGCUCUCAUUUUUCUUUCGCGAUCCCAAGCCGUUUUUCACUUUUGCCAAGGAGCUGUACCCUGGGAACUAUAGGCCUAAUGCCACUCACUACUUCCUGCGACUGCUCCAUGACAAGGGGCUGCUUCUGCGGCUGUACACACAGAACAUCGACGGGCUUGAGAGAGCGUCUGGCAUCCCUGCCUCAAAGCUCGUUGAAGCUCACGGAUCCUUUGCCUCUGCCACCUGCACCGUCUGCCGAAGACCCUUCCCAGGGGAGGACUUUUGGGCCGACGUGAUGGUGGACAGGGUCCCACGCUGCCCGGUCUGCACUGGCGUCGUGAAGCCCGACAUCGUGUUCUUUGGGGAGAUGCUGCCCCACAGGUUCCUGCUGCAUCUGGCUGACCUCCCCGCGGCGGACCUGCUGCUCAUCCUUGGGACCUCUCUGGAGGUGGAACCUUUCGCCAGCUUGUCUGAGGCCGUGCGGAGCUCGGUGCCCCGAUUGCUCAUCAACCGGGACUUGGUGGGGUCCUUGGCUAGGCAUCCUCGGGGCAGGGAUGUGGUCCAGCUGGGGGACGUGGUUCACGGUGUGACGAGGCUGGUGGAGCUUCUGGGCUGGACGGAGGAGAUGCGGGACCUCAUCCAGCGGGAAACUGGAAAGACUGAUGGUUGGGACAAAUUAGGAGAGUGAGGGCUGCUCCUCACACCAGAAAUGGCUAUACGGGAGUCACUGCCCAUUUCUGAUGAGCCCUCUGCCUGAAGAACAGCUCGGGCACGUUUACAAAUUUUGGCUGAACCAGGACAUGCGACCUGAGGCUGCCCCUGGAGUGUUUUCCCAGGUCAUGAGAGUCUGUGCACUCAGGGCCACCCCAGCCACAGAUGUGCAGGAGCUGCCUGGCCUGACUUUUUGCUGAAGCUCUUAAUGCCACAAGCGUUCUUCUGAUGGUGAACCUCUUGAACUCAGACAACCUGGAACCCCAGACUGGACUCCAUCUGAAGGCCAGGUUCAGCAUCUGUCCACUUGGGUCGAGCAGCCCCAGUCACACCCCAAGUGUGGGCCUGGGUCCCAGGUAAUGCACUAGGGUUUUCUAGCAUGUUGGCCUCUUUAGUAGGUUUAUUUGGAGAGAUUGUCCUUCAUUUCUGGCAUGAAGUAAACUGUAAUAGAGAAA
Balaenoptera musculus (blue whale) is the source of this 1524-nucleotide messenger RNA. RefSeq names its product sirtuin 3 (gene SIRT3). The transcript is spliced from 7 exons. NCBI's taxonomy places the organism in Eukaryota, Metazoa, Chordata, Mammalia, Artiodactyla, Balaenopteridae. Gene Ontology annotation, molecular function: NAD+ binding; histone deacetylase activity, NAD-dependent. Bases 42 to 1046 code for a protein of 334 amino acids. The record is from RefSeq and is a predicted model, not a curated record.